UUAAUUGGCGGUCGUAGUUGUGGUCGUCGUGGCUGUGGUGUGAAUUCCUUGCCUAGGGAUUGAGUACAAUGUGUCGGGACGCUAGGCAUCAUAUGGUUACUCGGAACAUCUGCAUAUGUUUUGCUGUUUACGCUGUUUUCGGGAUGAAAAUUCCAUGUGGCUUAUUCUGCACAGCAUCAUCCACUAGUAUAGCAGAGCAUCAUUUGACGGCUCUGUUCACGUCAAUUACGAAUGGCACCACUGUGGAUCAACAGCAGCUGGAGAAAUUUCUAAACGGCUUGCAUUUGUCGUCUCCUGAUCAUGCGCAUGACGAAGAGCACGUGCACAACGAGACGAUCGAAACCCAUUGCUACUCUGCAGAGCAAAUGAUCGAAUUUUUCCCCAACUCCCAAACACUGACCAAACAACAAUUUGGUGAGCUGCUUCCGACCGUGGUCUAUGAACUGCACACUCAUGCUUGUCAUCAUGAGCACUCAGAACACGGUCACAGCCGCGCCCUCGAUUGGAAAGGAGUUCACAUGUCCACAGCUGGUGCUAGUUCGAGUUAUCUUACUUCUUUAUAUCCUCUUUCCACUCUGUGGUCUUGUCCAGCCAUUGUCGGCAGUACAGUCUCAGUCCUCGUUAUCAGCAUUUCCGGUCUAAUCGUGGUGGCCCUGAUUCCGUUGAUGCCUCGCAGAUUCUUCAAUGUGAUAUCCCAAUUCCUCAUCGCCCUCUCCGUAGGCUCUCUUACAGGAGAUGCGUUUCUACACUUAAUCCCCCACGUUGUUUCAUCAUAUCAUGUGAGUGUGUGGUUAUUUGUCCACAUUGGUUCUGGACAUGGUAGCCCAACAUCCGAACCAGCUUUGACCUUUCCUGUUGCUUUCAUAUUCCACAAGGCAAGCAAUAACGAAGCUGUUGGUGAAAAGGAUCUCACGUAUCCGCCGAUAUCCGGUGCCGAACAAAAUGGAUCUUUACCGAUGGAAACGGAGAAACAGGAAUCCACGAAUGUCAUGCAGCCGGUGGGACUUCGCAGUAGGGAACAUGGAACGCCUAACACGAAGCCUUCUGUUGACAGUGCUGGAAAUCUUACCCUAGCAGUUAAUGGUGUUGCGUACUGUUCCUCACGGGCUCUCACUUCUCUAAUUUUGCACUUUCGUUUCCAUUUGUACUCGAUUCAGACAUCACACAUGGAGAAUGAGCUCUGCGGUCGACCGCCAGAUCGCCCGUUGGAUAACGCACGUUGUGCGGAUCAUCUUAGUGGUGAUGUCUUCGUUCGCGUUAAUUCUGCUAGUUUAAUUCCCGGUGGGGCCCACCACAAAAAUCAGCAGGACGGUGCUGUACAUUUCUGCUGGCCAUCAUCUGUUUACAUUCCUCCCACAGAGCUUACCAGUUCGGAGCGAUCGACGGCCACCGAACUCCCGACUCAGAAUGCAGUUGCCGAUGCAUCCGAAUUAACACGGCGGCAAAGACCAGAAGCUUCUUACGAUAUGGUAGAUGUUGAUAAUCGAAACGGGCAAAUUUCAAAGUGGAAGCAAAAUGCAACUUUUGCUGAAUCUAAUCUGGCCAAAACAUAUCUGGACACUGCAGAGGAACAACCGACACAUCCGCAUAGAGACAAACCCCAUGGGCAUCAUCAUGGCCACAGUCAUGAUUUGAGCUCGGUGCGGGCGAUCGCGUACACGGUAAUAGUAGGAGACGGGUUGCACAAUUUCUGCGAUGGAAUCGCCAUUGGGGCCGCUUUUUCGACCAAUGUAAAUGGAGGUCUGUCGACAGCGAUAGCCGUUCUUUGCCAUGAGCUGCCUCACGAGUUGGGUGAUUUUGCAGUCCUAUUACAUGCGGGUAUGUCUGUCAAGGCGGCCAUAUUCUACAACCUGCUAUCAAGCAUUCUCUGUGCAGCUGGAACUGUGAUUGGACUACUUCUGGGCCGAAUAGCCUCGAUCGACACUUGGAUAUUCAUGCUGACCGCCGGAAUGUUCGUUUAUAUCGCUUUGGUUGAUAUGAUGCCGGAAUUGGCCACCAACCGCCUGAAGGGUCAACGUUGCUGCCACCGACCGAGCAUACUUUUCAUUUGGCAAAACGUUGGUAUUCUGCUUGGCUACGGCAUCAUGUUGUUGAUCGCCUUCUACGAGACCCAACUCACC
Messenger RNA from Opisthorchis viverrini, 2120 nucleotides. RefSeq lists its product as hypothetical. The annotation marks the transcript as partial. Gene Ontology annotation, biological process: zinc ion import across plasma membrane; intracellular zinc ion homeostasis. NCBI's taxonomy places the organism in Eukaryota, Metazoa, Platyhelminthes, Trematoda, Opisthorchiida, Opisthorchiidae. The transcript has 10 exons. Gene Ontology annotation, cellular component: membrane. The record is from RefSeq and is a predicted model, not a curated record. Gene Ontology annotation, molecular function: zinc ion transmembrane transporter activity.